Messenger RNA from Talaromyces stipitatus ATCC 10500, 1369 nucleotides. RefSeq names its product AMP dependent ligase, putative. Gene Ontology annotation, biological process: amino acid activation for nonribosomal peptide biosynthetic process; secondary metabolite biosynthetic process. The transcript has 3 exons. The record is from RefSeq and is a predicted model, not a curated record. NCBI's taxonomy places the organism in Eukaryota, Fungi, Ascomycota, Eurotiomycetes, Eurotiales, Trichocomaceae. Gene Ontology annotation, cellular component: cytoplasm. Gene Ontology annotation, molecular function: phosphopantetheine binding. The coding region runs from base 1 to 1149 and encodes 382 amino acids.
AUGUUAUCCGCUGGGGGAAUUUACAGGAGUCCGUCAACGCUUAUGGGCCUGCCGAGUGUACGCCCAAGAGUCACGCAUACGAUUACAUCUCCAUCCAAGCUGGCAAAUGAAAUUGGUUGGGGAACUGAGCUGAACUCCUGGGUGACGCAGCCCGAGAACCCCGACAAGCUGGCAAUCAUUAGUGCUUUGGGCGAAUUAUGGCUUGAAGGACCACUCGUGGGUGCUGGUUACUUUGGCGAGCGUGAGAAGAGAGCGGCUGCCUACAUCGAGAAUCCCGAUUGGCUGUUGAGUGUGGGCCAGGUCAUUCUGGCAGAACUGGGCGCCUGUACAAGACUGGCGACCUGGUGCGCUAUAAUCCAAACGGUGAAGGUGCGAGGGCAGCGUGUAGAACUUGCUGAAAUUGAACAUCACGUUCGGAAUGCACUCGCUUUCCAGAAGGGUGGCGAUAACAAAAUUUUGACAGCGUUCGUCAGCACAUCCGUGACUGAUGACAACGCUGGCAAGUCUGCACUUGGUGCUCGUGUAUCCCAAGCCACAGAAACACUGCAGGAGCAGGUUCCAUCCUACAUGAUCCCUGGAGCAUACGUGUUUCUACAACGUAUGCCAAUGAGUGCUACUGGUAAGACAGGCCAGAAGAAGUUGCAUGCAAUUGGGUCUUCUAUGACACUGGAAGAGCUUACCUCACUCGGCAACACUUACGGGGAAGGUGGACGGAGAGCGCCUACAACGGCGACUGAGCUUCGUCUGCAAGCGGCUUCGGCAUGUACCCUCCAGACAAGCGCUGAGAAGCUGGGUCUAGACGACAAUUUCUUGAGGAUUGGUGGUGAUUCUAUCCUUGCUGCGCGGCGUGAGGGCCUGUCAAUCAAGGUUUCAGACAUCUUCCGAAAGCCCACUCUUGCUGGCCUUGCAACUCUAGCUACUGAGAUUCCGACAACAGCAUCAGAUCUGCCAGAACCUAUCGCUCCCUUCUCAAUUUUGCGGCCAGGAAUAAGCUUCGCACACAUACGUAGCCAUGCCGCUGCUGCGUGUGGUGUUCCACAUGAUCUCAUACAAGAUGCUUUCCCGUGUACACCAUUGCAGGAAGGACUGAUGGCGCUGAGCAGGCGAGUCACUCCACAUCACCGUGACGGGAGGAACACACCGGGCUGACAUGCUGAGCGACGUACUAGACACGCUUUGUACGCUGUUGCAUCGAUUUUCCAAGGGGCGGCUAAGGGUACAACGUAGAUGAGGGGUUUCUAGAUAUUCCGUCAAGGAGCGAAGAUAAGGUUUAUCAAAGACUUGUUUACAGAGUACUUUCUGCCCCUUUGCAACUUGUGGUCCCCCUCGCAAGCUUCUCCUCUCUCUUUCCAGAUCCUGCGUAUGUUGA